Molecule: messenger RNA, 1025 nt
Organism: Cuscuta campestris
Lineage: Eukaryota; Viridiplantae; Streptophyta; Magnoliopsida; Solanales; Convolvulaceae
Source: the annotation of a GenBank genome assembly
AUUAGGGCACAAAUAUCUUAAUCUACUACUCCGUACUUUACUCCAAAAUCCAAAAUGAUAUACUCACUACUCACUCCAUUUGAGUGACAUUUUCUCUACCCGCCCAAAGGAGCUCCACGAGGCCGAGCCUCCACCAGCAGUUCAUUGGACCUACAAGUCUGCAAGUGUGCAGCCAUGAGUCCUUGGCGUCAAAUGUUCAAAUUUCCCCGGAAAUACCUGAUCGCCGUCGCUGGCUUUGGCGGUGCCACCGCCGUCAUGUUCCAAACCAGAAACCCCAGUUCCCCCAAUUCUCCCACAGAUUUCCCCUUCAUCAACGGUUUAGUUCGUUCCUCCCGCGCUCUCUUCACUAUCACUUCGAAUGCUGUUGACUACACGUACUCUUUGCACGGCUUGACUCAGAACACUGAGGACUAUCUGUGGGCUGUUACUGAGGUACAUCUAAGGUCUGCAAAGAGAAUAUUGAGACUAUGUGAAGCCAACAAAGGUGUUUAUGUCAAAGCUGGCCAGUUUGCUGCAGCAAUGCGUGUCAAGCAAGUUCCAAAAGAAUACUCAUCAACACUGUCAUCUUUGCAAGACCAGGCUGUUCCUUGUCCUUUUGAAUCAAUCAAGGAAGUACUGAGCAACAGUUUGGGUCCAAAUUCAUCGGAGAUCAGCUUCUGUUGCUCAAGUACACCAUGCUGUUUUGAGAGAUAAUAAAGAAGUGGUUGUCAAGGUGCAAUAUCCAGGAUUAGAGUACCAGAUGAAAUUUGAUCUUGCAACAAUGUCUUUUAUCUCCAAAUUUGCUUCAUGGUUUUUCCCAGAAUGCAGGUUUGAGUGGCUGGUAUCAGAAUUUAAGAAAUCUAUUACUUUUGAGCUUGAUUUCAUUGAAGAGGCUAAAAACCUCGAGCAAAUGUCUGAAAACUUCAAAAGCAACAGCAUGAUUAGGUUUCCUCAAGUUUAUUGGGGUUUCACAACAAGGAAUGUUUUGACGAUGGAGUUUUGUAAAGGAUUCAAGGUAUUUUGUUCUGCCAGCUUUUGGUGGCAUG